Molecule: messenger RNA, 2360 nt
Organism: Syzygium oleosum
Lineage: Eukaryota; Viridiplantae; Streptophyta; Magnoliopsida; Myrtales; Myrtaceae
Exons: 1
Coding region: 240-2204 (654 amino acids)
Source: RefSeq, a predicted model, not a curated record
CUCCUCCAUUUCUCUUCGAACUGAGAGCUCCCCUGCAAACAGCCCAGAAUGAAACCGAGCGAUCUCGACUGAACGACGACGGCCCUCCUCUCUCCCUCUUCCUCCUCCUCGUUGAGCCCAUCCGAUUCCGACCGAAUUAGAUCCGAUCGAGAACCGGGUCGGAUCCUCCUCCGCCUCCGCCUCCGCCUCCGCCGCCGCCGCCGGGGAACCGCCGCGGAUCUGAACCCGACCCACCAACCAUGUCGUGCCUCGCCCUCUCCCUCCAGCCCGUCAACGGAUCCGACAUCCUCCUCCAGACCCGCGAGUGGUUCCCGCCCGCCCGCGCCCUCGUCGCCCUCUCCGCCUUCCGCCACACCCGAUUCUCCUACGCCAAGCCCUCCUCUUCCUCCUCCUCCUCCUCCGCCGCCGCCGCCGCCUCCGCCGCCGCCGCCGCCGCCGAUCCCGACCCCUCCUACUCCUCCGAAUCCAUCGGCGACGACCCCCUCGCCACCUCCAGCGGCCAGGUCAUCGUCGGCGUCGAGUCCCGGUACCGUGUCAUCUACCGCCUCGUCAACAGCAUCUACGUCCUCGGCAUCACCACCGCCGACCAGGACAACGCCGUCAACGUCUUCGAGUGCAUCCACAUCGUCAACCAGGCCGUCAGCGUCGUCGUCGCCGCCUGCCGCGGCGUCGACGUCACCCCGGAGAAGCUCGGCCGCAAGUAUGCCGAGAUCUACAUGGCGCUCGACAUCGUCCUCCGCGGCGUGAGCAGCAUCCGGCUCUCCGCGAUGCUGUCCUCGAUGCACGGGGACGGGAUCGCCAAGAUGGUGCACUCCGGGAUCGACACCGAGAGCAAGAUUCGCGGGGCGGACAGCUGGGCCGGCGUGGAGGUGCAGUCCGCCGAGCACCUGGCGGGCGUCGAGGUGUUCUCCGGCACGCGGUUCGAAGUGCCGCCGGAGACGCUGGCGGCGGGAGAUGAGGUCGUGGCGACCAUUGCGCCUGUGGCGGCUCAGGCUGAGCAGAGCGAUACCCAGGAUACGAAAGGUGAGGAAGAGAGUCAAGGGCCUAAGGACCCAUUUGCAGCUAGUGAGGCUUUGAAUAAGCCUGAGGAGUUAGUGAGCGGUUUCAAAAAGAACAGGGAUACGUCGGCGACGGACUUGACGGUGGCCUUGGCGGGGCUGGAGGUGCCGACUCUGCCGCCCGCCGAGGCCACUCAAUCCACCCAUAUUGGUGUGGAGGGUUUCGAAGGGGAUUAUGGUGGCAUAGAGUUUGGCCAUGAGCAGGCUUCUCUAGGGGAGACUUUUGAAGGGUUCAGUGAUGCUUGGGGUGGGGGUUUGGACCCAUCCGAGUUUGUUGGUACCGCAAAAGCUCCUAAACCUCAAGGUCUUGGUGGCCUUGAAUCGCUGCAAACAGGAGGAGAUGGUGAUGCGGCCAAAGCGGCAGUGGGUAAAGCGGCGGAGGGUACUCCGCUUGAGAAUCUUUUGGUGAAGAAAACUGAAAUGAAAGGUCCUGAGAUGUAUAUCUCGGAGGAGAUUAGUGCAGAAUUUAGGGAAUCACUGCUUGCUCGAGUAGGAUUGAUGGGUGUUGUUUACUUGAGAACAAUACCGCCUAAGACUGCUGGUGAUAAAGAAACUGAGUUUUCCUUCCGGGUCGAUGGUACAGGUGCUGUUAAACGGUUUGUUAUGCAGAGUUCUCGCGCUAGCAGCCUCGGUAGUGGUUUAUUCCAUGUGAGAACGGCUCCUUCAGAUGAGCCUAUACCUAUUCUGAAGUAUAGCUUGCUCCCAAGGUUAACACCACUACCAUUGAGGGUUCGCCUUACAAAAAGACAUAGUGGGACUUUACUUUCUGUGAUGAUACAGUAUGCUUCCAAUCCUGAAGUGCCAGCACCACUGCAUGAUGUGACCUUUAUCCUGAAACUCCCAGUCGACCCAAGUCUACUGAAGGUUUCACCAAAAGCUAUGCUGAACAGAUCAGAAAGAGAAUUGAAGUGGCUCGUCCCAGAGAUCCCUCUGAAUGGUGCUCCAGGUAAAUUAAGGGCUAGAAUGCCUGUGGAUACGAGUGCAGAAGAGGGUGGUGAGGAGAUUGAGGUUGUGGGUUAUGUAAAAUUUUCUUCACAACACACUAGCUCCUUAUCUGGGGUUUGUAUACGGCCUGCUUCUGAAGGUAAGACAGACUUUUACGAGGUUAACCACAAGUAUGAGAGCGGGAUUUAUACAUGUAAUUGAUUACGAUGAAAUUGACUUUCUGGUUAGAUUGUCUUUCUUUGUGAGGUUUGUACUAGGUGUGUGAAGCUGGGAUUAGUUUGUAGCAUUCUUUGAAUACAAUCUUGUUGGCUCAAAUUCCAUUUUUCUGUGGAGAGUAUUGCAUCUUCGGUUGUUUUA